Molecule: messenger RNA, 4068 nt
Organism: Clupea harengus (Atlantic herring)
Lineage: Eukaryota; Metazoa; Chordata; Actinopteri; Clupeiformes; Clupeidae
Gene: erich3
Product: glutamate rich 3
Source: RefSeq, a predicted model, not a curated record
UGUUUUAUUGUGCAUUCAGGCAAUGCAUUUUUGGAUAGUCACAAGUAUUAAGAGUUAAAGCAACAGACACGCUUAACCAAUCUCUGGCAUGGCAUCGUCACGUGAUGCUCCAUAGCAACGCUGGCUGACAUCAGGUGGUUCGGGCGCAAUGAAAAGUACAGGAUGGAGACAGGUCUAACAAGGUGUGAAGAAACGAAGCAACUACGUGCUACUUGGGCUCAUAAUGUGUCGGCAGCCUAUGUAAAGUAGUGUCCCGGGUUGUUCAAAACAUUCCAGCGGUUUCAAGGGUAACUGCGGAUCUCAGCCAUGAGUUACCUCAGCUCAGGGCUCCUCGAAGCGUACAACAGUCUGACAGAUAAGCACCUGAUCGGAUAUUUUAACAACACAAGAAUACGAAGACAUCUCCGGAGAGCUGGACUGAUCACCAGAAGUGGCCGGAUCGUCCCUGAGAAGGAGUACCGACUAAAGUUGAUCCACAGAACCCAUCAGAGGCACGUGCGAGAAUGUCUGGCUCAGGCCAUAUUCCACAAGGUCCUGGACAUGGAGCGAUCACACCAGACAGAGAUCAAAAAGAGGCUGGAGGAAUUUGCUAGGAGAGAGAGAGUGUACAAAAUAAAGGUGGAACGCUCCAAAAGACACGAUGAAGAUUUCAUCCCCAUGUUGUCUCCACGACCUCCUACGGGUCCGAGGGGGAGCCACACGCAGCACUCUGGACCGGAAGGGGAGCUCUCGGAGUCUUCUGAAUCUCCUGGCUCCUCUCGACCCAAUACUGCCCCUGGUAAGAUGCAGAGGCCGGUGCGACUCAAGCCCAUCGACAGGAACAGCACCACGGCCUCCAUGAAGAGAACCCCCCCUAGCUCCAGGAACCAGGACUCCUCCAACGACACGGACCAGCCACUCAGUCUGGACAGAGACACGAGGAAGUGGGCCACGCAAGAUUUCCACAGCACCGUGUCCCCGUACCGUCUCCCUGUCAUCAACAACCUUGUUACACCAGUGCCACCCCAGACCAGGAGGAGAGACAGGGCCAUGAAAGGCCCUCUCAACGGGACGAGAGGACGACGGCUACGCCCUACAACAGCCCCCAAUGUCCCCGCCAACACAGAGGACUCUGCCUUGCUGAGGACGUCAGUGCAGAGCAAGGUGACCGUCGCCAUGGUCUACUUUGGAAGGAGUGUUCAUUUGUCACAUGACCUGGAGGAGCUGGGUGAUGAGGUGAAGGUGUUCCAGCAGCACUGCGGAGGGGAGAACCUCUGUGUCUACAAUGGCAGACUGAGAGAGGGAGAGACCUUCCAGUUCAUCUCCAGACGGCACCGCGGGUUCCCCUUCAGCCUGACCUUCUACCUGAACGGCCUCCAGGUGGAACGUCUGAGCUCCUGCUGUGAGUUCAAGCACCGGAAGGGCUCUCGGCUGGGAGGCCGCCACGGCCACUUUGGGUUCUUCAGUGUGAAUGGGGCCCAACCCUGCUACAGGUGUAUCAUUGCCAUGGGGCUGGACAAGAAACCAACUCCUCCACCAAAAAGAGUGAGUGAAGACACCGGAAGCAGUCCAGCCAUUGCGCUCUGCCCUGACGGGGCACGGGAGCCUGCUGAGGUGCCGGGAGACAUGGUGAAGAGAAAAGAGCCGGAGACAGAGUCGACUCAACCAGACAGCCUCAAGACCGAGGAGGAGACAAUGCAAGACGACCAGCCCAAAGACGAUUAUGAGGAGGACUUUGAGGCUGACGACGAGGGUCCCGCUGAGGAUGGAGGUGAGGAGGCUGUCGGAAAAUCAGCCUCUCCCACUAAUGAGGGGAAAAAAGAGGACGAAAUCCAAGACGCCCCUGAUGGUGAGCUGGCGGAACAGAACAAACACGCCGACAGUGACGCUGAAGAUGAAGAUAAGGCCGAUCAGAAAAAGACUUGUCAUCCAGGGUCAUCCGUGUCAUCCGGAGAUGCCUCGAGCCGGUCUGGCAGCGAUGCGGAGGACAGUGAGGUCGAGGCGGACACCAGGGAGGACGACGCUGCCGAGACCCCCAAGGCCCCAGAGGUGACCCCCCGAGCUGAGCCAGAGCCUGAGCAUGAGGUGAACCUCCCUAUGGAGACCUCAGAAAAAGAGCAGCGGGUGGAGGAUGCUGAGAUGACGGAGGUGAGAUCUCCGGUGCCUCCAGAGCCAGCUGAGGCUGAGGCUGAGGGUGAGGCCGUGGCUGAGGCUGCGGCUGAGGCUUCACCAGCUGCUGUAGAGGCAGGCGCUGAGGCCCAGGACAGCGCAGGAGCCAGCCUGGAGAAAACCGAGCUGGAGGUAUCGGACAGCACAGAGCUGGAGGCUGAGGCUGAGGCUGUGGGGGAGGGGGGGUCUGCAACCGAGGGCGAGCCGGAGAGGGCCAAGUCUGUGCAGGAAAAGCUGGCAGAGGCCAUUCUGAAUGAGACCCAAUCGAGCCCAGAACCAGAACUCAGUGACACCAGCACAGAGGAGGAAGAGGAAGAGUCUGCAGAGAAAACACAACAAGACACAGAGGAGGAAGAGGAGGAGUCUGCAGAGAAAACACAACAGGACACAACAGUUUUUGAGUCAGAGACAAGUGUGACCUUCAGCUUGCCACAGCUUAACAAAGAACAGGACAAAGAAAGUGAAGAGGGCUUUAAAGAAAUUGUAAGUGACAAGACAGGCUUGCAGGCCAGUGAGGAGGAGCCAUCACCUGAAAAUGUAGAAAAGCUGGCCACAGAUGAACAAGCCGUGAUAGCAGAAGAGCAGGCCACAGAUGAACCAGCCGUGGUCGCAGAAGAGCCAGGUGUUGAGAAUGAGGUGAAGGAGGAACCAGCAGAUGAUAGCAGUACAGCCGCAUUAGAUGCUGAGACACCUGCUAAGAAUGAAAGUGAGAAGAACAAAGAGGUCGAGAUGAGCGAGGCUGAUGAAGCACCGUGUGUGGCUGAGGCCGAGGCAGAAAAGAAGGAGCAGGAGGAUGAAGAAGAUGCCAAGGAACAGACAGAGAAGGCCUGCACUGUUGCCAAUGAAACUGAAAGCGCUGGCUUGAAGAACAGAGAGGAAAUCGCAGAGGAGGUAAAAGAUACCAAGGACUCUGAAGCAUCACCAGAAGAGCAAGAGAAAGAUGAAGAAAAGGACUCAAGUGAGAACACAGCUGAAACAGUUGAGGGAGAGCCUGCAGUCAAAGAGACAGUCACUGAGGUACAGGAUAGGACAAGUGUGACAGCAACAUCAGAGAUAGGCCAGUUUGAGGAGCCAUCGGCUGAUGACACGAAGAGGCAGGGGACCCCAGAUGACCAGGAUAGGGUAGCAGAGGGUGACACAGAAAAUGCAGAUGAUACAAUAGCACAUGCUGACAGCACUGAAGAUGAUGCAAUAGCUCACGGUGACAGCACUGAAGAUGAUGCUGACAAAAGUAAGAAACAGGAACCAGACAGCAGCAUCGUUGAAACAUCAGAGAAACCUUCAGAAACAACCAACGUUACAAAAAGCGGAGAAAACGGUGGCGAGAAGUUGGCAGACUCAGAGAAAGUUGACAGUGAUGAGAAUGCUGUUAACGAUGGGAAUGAUCCCCAGAAUACCGAAGAGAAAGACGAUGCCAAAGAGGACAAUACAGAUGAAGGACAUAAGGAGGUUGAGCAAGAGACUGCAGAAAAUGAAAGCGUGAGGAGGAAAGAGGAGGAGGAGAAAGGUGUCGAUGAACUGAGACAAGACCAGGACAAAACUACAGAAAAGGAGAGUGUAGAGGCUGCCGAAGAGCAAGCUAAGGUAGAGGAUGGUGAACAGCCUGAGGGGGAUAAAGUGGAAGAGGAAGCAAAAGAGGACGAUUUAGCAAAUACAGGAGAUAAAAAUGCUGAAAAUGAAAUAAAAGCUGUAGAUGGAGAUGCCAAGAGCUGCAUGUCAGAUGAUGAAAAAGAGAGUAGUGUAGAGGAUAAAAACAAAACCGAAGACAAGGUUGUUGAUGGAGAUGAGAGGAAUAGUAUGUCAGAGGGUGAAAAAAAGAAAUCGGUAGAGGGCGAAGGAAAAGAAAAGCUGGAUGGUGCGGAAGAUGAAGGCAAACAGGCCAAGGCUGAGACUGCUGAGACUGCAGAGCCCGCUGAUGAA